Messenger RNA from Rotaria socialis, 3591 nucleotides. The record is from the annotation of a GenBank genome assembly. Lineage: Eukaryota; Metazoa; Rotifera; Eurotatoria; Philodinida; Philodinidae.
AUGGAUAACCAUCCGAAACGAUCACGACAUCCUAAAUUUCCUAAAUCAAGUCGAAAAUCUCAUCCUAUUUCUCUUCGUCCAAUUAUAUCGGGUGAAAUAUCUUCUCAAUUUCAACAUUCAGAAACUGGAAAUAUACGUCGAGCCAGCAGUGCCAAUUCCGAUCGAUUAAAUGACAUCAUUGAUGAUAUAACAUCUGAAGGUGAUGAUUCACGAACUGGAUCAUUAUCAAAAGCUGCAACAAAAUCAACAUCUAAGUUAGUUGAACCGUCUUCACCCACGAUGAAUGAGAAUCGCGAAUCACUUUUCACAUUACCUUCUGCAUCAAAUUCUUAUCGAGGUCAAGCAUCGUCAACACAAAAAUCAGAUCGAAGAAAAAAAAGCACAGGAAAAGAUAGAAAAUCAAAUCAAUAUACAGACCGAAAAGGUUUUUCCCCAACACGUACAAGUAAUAAUGAUGAUAGACCCGACCCAAUAAGUCGACGAAGAUCAAUGGGAGAAUUACGUCGACAUCAAUUAACUGAAUGCAUGGAGUAUUAUCGACAUUGUCUUGAAUCAGCUCAAAAUUCAAAUCCAAUUAGUAUAAAUGAUGAUCCCACCAAUAAUGAAAAACGAAAACAAUAUGCAAGAGCGCUGUGGUACGAACUAAAAAGAUUUUUUAAUGGAAACAAUACAUCAGACGAAAAUGGUAUUGAAUUGGAAAAACGAUCGAUUGAACAUCAACGAAAACGGUAUCUCGAUGAAUUUUAUUCUGAAUUUACUAGUUGUGACUUUGAAAAAUCCCAUCAUUUUCAUGAUCAUUCACCUAUUCAACGGCGAAAUUUAAAUGAAUAUCAUUUAAGUCAUUGUCAUGGAGUUGAUAAAGAUAUGGAGCUCUUAUUUGUGAAAUGGGAUCAAAUAUUAUCUUUAUUUCCUUCUUUUGCUGCACUCGAACAAUAUGAUAAACGUUUUGAUUCACGUACAAAAGAAGGAGGAAUGUUUUAUGAAAAAUUAACCGUUUAUCAAGCUUGGUUUAAUUUAAAUUCCGAAAUAAAUCGUUUGAUUCUUGUUCUUGGUCGCAUCAUGGCAUGUACACAAUGUCAAAUGUGGCCUAUUGUAUCUUGUUCGUCGGCGCCAAAGCUUAAUGAUAAUGCAACAGUAAAUGCAUCUCGUCCACCAACACCUUCAUCCACAUCUAGUGGUGAACAAAAAGAUGUUUUUGGUGCAUCUCCAUCGAAUUCAACGUUUUUCUUAACUAACCAAACACCAUUAAAACAGCAAUGUUCAAAUCUAUCCAAUUCUUCACGCAUAUCUGCAUCAUCAUCGUUUUCGACAACACCUGACGCAACGACUAGACGACAUCAUACAAUAGCUUCAGUACCUAGUAUGGAUAACAUUUAUCAAUUGUUAACAUCAACAUCGCCAUUAACAGAAUAUUAUUACAGAUAUAUUGAUGAUCAAUUAACACAUGCUCGACUUGAAUUAAUAGCAAGUAUAUUUCGUUCAAAACAUGGCCCAUUAUUACAACGAUUACGUUAUAUAUUUCGAAAAGAACAAACAACCAGCGGAAAUCCGGUAUCAACAACGUUUGAUGCCAUAUUUAAAAAUCAUCCAUUACUGCCAGCUAAUAGUGUUCCGAACGAUUAUUUAAUUGAUGUUGGACCUGAUAAAUUGAUUGAUGAAUUUUUAAUUCUAAACAAACAAAUACAAGAACUAAAAAAUCCAAAUCUUACAAAUAAAAAGAAACAACAGGGUAGAGCAACAAGUUCUGACCUCUCAAUAAAUAUUCUUAAUCGUUUUGAUCUAAAUCCAACAUUAACAUCAAGUACAUUCCCACCGGCAUCAGCACCAACAUUAGUUUUAAAAAUUUCCUGUCAAGAUCGAAGUGUAAUUAAGCGUCAAUCUUAUUUUCUUGAUUAUCUCGAUCCAACAUCAUUUCCACAUUUACCUGGCUCAACCUUAUUUCCUGAUCCAUGUACAUUUCUAGAUAAUUUACCAUUCAAUUCGUUGUCACAAUUACCAAACGAAGAAAAUGUGUUAAUUGCAAAAAUGUUAACUAUAUGCUAUCGUCUUUAUGAUAAACAUGUUUGGACUGAGAGUGGAAAAUUUUCUGAUAUGUUUGAAUUAUUCCAUUUACCAUCACUUUAUCCGCAGUAUGUUUUUCUUGUUCAAAUUCCAUUAGAUAUAAUGCUUGCUUGGCAAAAAUAUCAUCAAGAUAGAAAAAUGGAACAGACAUCAACAACAGUAGGUGCUCUACUUCUAUUAAUUGAUGAAUGUAAAAUAUUAAUUCAUAGCGCAACAUUAAUUCGUCAUUAUGUUAAAAUAAUGAUUAGUGACAUUUUCGAAACAUCUGAAUUAAAAUUAGUUGAAGAUGAACUAACACAAUUCGAUAAAAAUAUAACUGACACAUUCUAUGAAAUUAUUGGUUAUAUUGAGCGUUAUAUUGAACUUUCUUUACGUUCCAAUUUAUUUCAUAAUUGUAUUAUUUUACUAAAAGAACAAUGGAAAUCAUUGAAAAGUUACGCUACUAUGAUGAACAUUGAAGAAGAUUUUGGUGAUAAAUUUCUACACAUGUAUUCAAGUGUAAUCAAACAUUUUCAUGAUUAUAUCGAUGUAUUUCAUUCGACAACGACAACAACAAUAACAACAGAUGCAACUAAAGUUGAACAUAUUAGAAAGAAAAUGCAUAGGAAAUUUCAAAAAAAAUUAACAAUUGAUAUUCUACGUGAAGCUAAAGCUAUUUAUGAUGAUUGCUCAUUAGCCAUUAAUAUUUAUUUACAAAAGCCUGUGUGCCGAAGAUUUUUGCUUAUUCUUAAAACAGCUCGAUUUGAAAGAAUUAAAUUAGAUCCUCAUUCUCACCAUCAGCAUCAUCGUCAAACCACUAAACAUGACAAAGAAACAUUACCGACGUCACAAUGUCUUCUAUUUGCUCCGGCUGAAUAUUUUGAAGAUAAUGCAACAAAACUUCAAUUAAUUCGUACAUUAUCAUCAUCUUUUCAUAUAAAUACGAAUAAUCAUAUAGCUAGUGAACCAAGUGAUGAACAAUCAUCACAAAUACUAACUCAGCAACAAUCACCAACAUCAUCGCAACAGCCAUCGAAUUCGAUAGGUACUAUAUCUCCUCCAUUAGUCUAUGUGCUUUGUGUUCCAAUAUCCAAUGAGCUUGAGUCCGAAUGGCGUGGAGUAACGCAUACAAUAUCAACAAAUAAAAAUUUACCAUCAAUUUUACCAUUAAAUACCAAUUGGAAAACAACAACAAUAUUUCUCUUGACACAACAAACAAAUAAUAUGGAGAAAUUUGAAGAAUCCUUUAGAGAACGUUUGUCAAAAACCAAUGUUCAACAAAAUGAUCUAUAUAAUUUUAAUACAAAAACAGGACAAAACUUACAAAAACGUUCAUGUUUUGAAAAAGUUGAUCGUUCGAUGAGUGAUUUAGCACAUGCAAUAUUAAGUUUAAGCAAUUCUGUUGCCAGUAAUGUUGAACAGUUUGAAAAUAUUAUUGAAGCAAUUGAUAAUCAAAAUUUGUCCGGAGGUGAUAUUGAACAAUCGAAAAAGAUUGAUACACGAAAUUAUGUUGUAAGUUCUUUUGAAAAAUAUUAUGAUAAACUUGAAUAG